Molecule: messenger RNA, 1595 nt
Organism: Closterium sp. NIES-67
Lineage: Eukaryota; Viridiplantae; Streptophyta; Zygnematophyceae; Desmidiales; Closteriaceae
Source: the annotation of a GenBank genome assembly
CAGUUCAGCAGCGUCGUUUCGUUUGUGGAUAGACCAGCCCGCAAGCAACUGCAAGUAGCAUCAUAUAACGCCGUUACGCCGUCUCUCUGCGACACUCACCACACCAGCAGCAGCUCCGUCCACGUGCGAAGAAGCUGCCGCCUCAAAGUUGAUCGUCACUUCAGUGCCGCCAUCCCGUCCGUGCUUACUCGAUCGAUAGUGUCGCGCAUUCUGAUUCCCAAGCGUAGAACCAGAGGCGCGGAAGGCGAUAAUCCUUCUUGGAGAGUUCGGCUUGUUGCAGGGACUCCAUUUUUACCCGGAGAAAGGGAGAGUUCAUUUAGCAGGUGCUGAAAAGUCGCCUAGUGCUACAGCACCUGCUAGGAUAAAAAAGUCCUUCCAGCCAUGGCUCUCCUCCCAACGCAUCACCUAGCGCCAUUAGGACUCCAUGACACAAGGAGUACGAAGGCAUCUCUCCGCCCUGCAUCGCGAAAGUCCCCCUCGCAGCGAGAACGCCUCGCGUGAUUCUAGGAAGCCCGCCGCUCCUCUCCCCUCCCACUCCCUCUUCCUCCCCCCCCUCCCUUCCCCGCCCUCUCCGCCGUCCCGCCCUCCCCGCCCUUUCCCCUCCUCUCCCUCCACAUUCACCUACACGGAUCGGUGACAUGUGCGCGCCGUACUGCGGCGGCUUCUGCUUGUAGCGGCUUCUGCUGCUGUCAGGCAGUAGAUUUGCCGUAUAGGCUAGACCGUCGAUUUGCUCUCGAUACGACAUUCCACACAAGGCUUAGGCGCUGUAGUAGCCGCCAGGCUGUCCGCGUAGUCCUAUAAUGUCUUUCGCUCCCGCCGCGACAUGAAAUGGCUGCGCCCGACGCCGCCGCAGACAGGCGGCCAGCCGGAUCGACCGGUCAACCCCCGAAACCCGGUCAACGCGGUGAGCCCAGUCAACCCUGUCAACCCAGUCGAUGCGCCCAAAGCUAUGGAGAAGACAGUCAGGCCGUGGACGAAGUACCUUCGCGUGAUCAAAACGACUGUGACAAAAUCGAGCGCAGCAAUAAAGUACAGCCAUGUCAGCCAGGUCCAUCAUGCCACGUGUUCGGCGGCAUCGUCCACGUCAGCGCUCAAGCCGCUCCCGCCCUGCCCCUGGAGCCAGCCUUGGAUGACGGAUCCGCCGUACGCUCCCACGUGUACGAUCUACUCCGCGAGGCACGCCGCCAUUGGCGGGCUGGCGCCGCCGAAUGCGGCGUGGAAUACGGCGGCAUCGGUUCCCUCGCCGCAUUCGGCGGCGACGGCCACUGUGCGGGGAAUCGUGGCGGCGGUAGCGGAGGAGGGGGUGAAGAGCCGAGCCUGGAGGCUCGGUUCAGGCUCGGGACGGAGCUGGGGCGAGGCCAUUUCGGCGUGGUGCGGCUCUGCGAAGACCGGCGAACCGGCGAGCGGUUCGCCUGCAAGACCGCUCUCAAGUCGCAAAUAACUGUGCGUUACGACUUGCUUCGUUAACUUUCUGGUUUGCCUCAUGCUUUUUUUUUUUUCCUCAUAGAUGACUCCAAUCUAACAAGCGAGCGGUUCGCCUGCACGACCGUUCUCAAGUCGCAGAUGACUGUGCGUGACUCUUCAUUAUUUCCGGC